AUGGAGCUGAACGGCACGGACAGCGGCCUGAACGGCACGGACGUGAACCGGACCGUCACUCCGGUCUUCACGAUCGGCACCGACUUCAUCACGCAAUGGAAAUUGCAGAAGCAGAGGGAGAGGCUGUGUCGGUUCGUGUACAACCAGGUCCUGACGGCGGAGUGCACCCAGCUGAACGGCACCUGGCCGGACUCGAAUGACCCCCGCUGGAGCAGCGGAGAGUACGCCGAGCUCAUCCCCGAUUGGUUCCCCACGAACGCCACCAACGCCUCCGCUUCCGUUAACGUCACCUCUCCUACGAUCCAGGAGGAGGCGCUGCAGCCGGUUUUGCCGCCGUUCGAGUUAUGGCAGACCGUCCUGAUCGCAUUGGGGCUGGCGAUCUGUAUAGUCCUGACGGUCGGGGGGAACAUCCUGGUGCUGCUGGCUUUCAUUGUUGACAGGACCAUCCGACAGCCGAGUAAUUACUUCAUCGCCUCUCUGGCUGCGACCGACAUGCUCAUAGGUACGGUAUCGAUGCCGUUCUACACGGUUUACGUGCUGAUGGGGUAUUGGGAUCUGGGAGCCCUGCUCUGCGACCUCUGGCUCUCCGUGGACUACACGGUCUGCUUGGUGUCUCAAUACACGGUGCUGCUGAUCACGGUGGACCGUUUUUGCUCGGUCAAGAUUGCCGCAAAGUACCGGAGCUGGCGGACGAAGAACCGAGUGAUCUACAUGGUGACCAUCACGUGGAUCAUCCCCGCUCUGCUGUUCUUCAUCAGCAUCUUCGGCUGGGAGCACUUCGUGGGGUACAGAGACCUGGCCCCUGGUCAGUGCGCUGUUCAGUUUCUGAAGGAGCCAGUAUUCAACACUGCCCUGAUCAUCGGAUACUACUGGACGACGCUGAUCGUCCUGUUCAUCCUGUACGGCGGCAUCUAUAAAACGGCGUACGAUAUGCAGAAGAAAAGCGAAGCCAAACAGAGGAAGAUGCAGUCCAUGGUGGCGCUAAGCGCAGGCGCGAUGUCCGGCAUGGCUGGUCGCGCCGCUGGCAUUGGCAUCUCUAAAACCCAGAGUACCUUGCUAAGCCAGGACAAGCCCAAGGUAACAACGACCACAUCAGGGAGCGCCAACCUACAGCCGCCAGCGAAUGACGGAGGCACCAGCGGCGAAUCCGCUUCCGGGCAGAAGUCGUCGAAGGGAAGUUCCGGCUCCAACCAAACCGGAGACACCGGAGGAAAGCAGACCACGGGGACAACAGCGGAGACAGAGAAGUCGGAGAGGUCCAGCAGUCCAGCGUUCGACUCCGACGAGGACAGCACGGUUGCUCCGACUCAGCAAGCCAGCAGCAUCAGGAAGAGGUCCUCGCUUGCUGGGCUAGUGGCCCAGUCCGGAGCUCUGCAGGUUUUCACCACCAACGGAAGGAUCAACGGCAUCACCCCCGUGAAGGUGGCGAUGAAUCUCCCGGUGAAGAAGAUCUCACCCACCACCCCAACGAGCGAGGUCGUCGCGUCCACGAAGGCCCAAGCACUGCCCAAGAUUCAGGAGCAAAGUCUCCUGGACACCGACAAUCCCGUGGAGCCGGACAGGUCCAGCAGUACCUUGACCCCGGAACAAUCCCUGAAGUCUAACGACGCAGAUUCCAAAACCACCGAGGCGACUCCUUCUGGGCAAGGCAAGUGCCCAACCGCGAGUUCCCAGUCCAGUGGCCAGCAGAACAUCAUCCCGCCUCCCUCUCAGUUCCAGAGCAGUCCGCCGAUAUCCGAGAGCCCCUCCACGUCCUCCUCCACCGAUAGACCCAAAUCCCUGGUGGUGUCUGCCCAUGGCCAAGCCACUUACGACAUUCUAACCGGCCUGGAUGGUGCCGAUCUGCGGUACAUGGACGAGAGCUCCGUGAUCGUCCCCAGCCCGUCCUACGAAAGUCCUCCAUCCUCCUUCUCCUGCAGCCUCGCCAACCCUCUCUCCACGGCUCCGUCGUCGCCUAUCCUAGGGAACGUCGCGACGUCCGCGACCAACACCAGCCUGCUCCAAGCCGCACUCAUCAGAGCGACUGCCCAGCAAGCUGGGACCACCCUUCCGCCACAAAGCCAGCUUCCAGCCAUGAUCAACGCGUCCAGCCAAACUCAUCCACCCCGUGUGUUCAUCACCCAUCAGACCCACGCCGCCUCGCAGACCUCACCCACUGUCAGCAAAGUGAACACCGAAGUCACUCUGCUGAAGGUCGAAGACCCUAAGGUCCAGCCAGUGACCACAGUCGUCGCUGCCACUCCUGUGGAGUCCUCCAACAGCUUCUCCGAUCAACCAAAGCCUAAUGUUCCGCCGCAGAACUCAUCUUCCAGCAGCGCUGUGCCAACCAUCUCGGGAACCACCAGUGGCGACACGAAGAGACAGUCCAAGAAGAAGGAUGCCGAUGUGGAGGGCGGAUCUAGGAGGGACUUUGUCAAGUCUAUCGGGAAACGGCUGAAGGCCAAGACCCAGAGGAAGGAUCCAACCAUGGGCAGGCAGAAGUCCAAGACCGAGAACAGGGCCCGCAAGGCUUUUCGCACCAUUUCCUUCAUCCUGGGUGCCUUUGUUGCCUGCUGGACUCCUUAUCAUAUCCUUGCUCUCGUUGAGGGGUUUUGCGCUAACCCACCGUGCAUCAAUGGACAUAUUUACAUGUUCUCGUACUUUCUUUGCUACGCCAAUAGUCCUAUGAACCCUUUUUGCUACGCGCUUGCUAAUCAGCAGUUCAAGAAGACCUUCACCAGGAUUCUCAAAGGGGAUCUGCACAUGACGUAA
This is a messenger RNA of Orussus abietinus, 2751 nucleotides long. RefSeq names its product muscarinic acetylcholine receptor gar-2 (gene mAChR-B). NCBI's taxonomy places the organism in Eukaryota, Metazoa, Arthropoda, Insecta, Hymenoptera, Orussidae. The transcript has 4 exons. The record is from RefSeq and is a predicted model, not a curated record. Bases 1 to 2751 code for a protein of 916 amino acids. Gene Ontology annotation, biological process: chemical synaptic transmission; G protein-coupled receptor signaling pathway, coupled to cyclic nucleotide second messenger; adenylate cyclase-inhibiting G protein-coupled acetylcholine receptor signaling pathway. Gene Ontology annotation, molecular function: G protein-coupled serotonin receptor activity; G protein-coupled acetylcholine receptor activity. Gene Ontology annotation, cellular component: membrane; dendrite; synapse.